This is a messenger RNA of Pogonomyrmex barbatus (red harvester ant), 1920 nucleotides long. It is a transcript of the gene Dd, whose product is annotated as CTD nuclear envelope phosphatase 1-like protein dullard. NCBI's taxonomy places the organism in Eukaryota, Metazoa, Arthropoda, Insecta, Hymenoptera, Formicidae. The record is from RefSeq and is a predicted model, not a curated record. Gene Ontology annotation, molecular function: phosphatase activity.
GCAAUGCGCACGGAAAAAUUGGGUCGAUGCGCGAAAGAUGGCGGACGUUGCGUGGUGCGUGUAAGAAGGCUCGUACUUUGGUUUUGUCAAAAAUAUGAAAGAACCACGGUAAGAUACAUCGACACGUGCGAAACGCGACUCGUCGUGCGGACACCGACAUAAAAACGCCGCACUCGCGGAUUCACAUCGAUUUCCUGACUCAGGCGCGACCGUGUUGACAUUUGUUUACAAUAAGCGGCAGCGGAGAAGCCGUCUCUUUUGAGGUUUUCGGUUUCUCGUCGAUUCUCGUCACGGCGCGGGUAGGUAUCGCUCUCGCGAUUCACAAGUCAAGUGGAGAACACGCAGCGGAGGGAAAAAAGAAGGAGUACGCACGCAUAUACACGCAUACACGGACACAAACAGCAAACGGAUUCGACACUGGAGAUAAAGUGUUGCCGGACUUCGGCCCGGUGAGAAGAACAGUAGAGAUGCUGAAGCAAUUGCAGAUGGGGAUGAGAGCUUUUCUCUUAAUGGCCUCCCGUGUGUGGACCUGCAUCUGCUUUCUACUCAAGAAGCAGGUUAGAGCCAUCUCACAAAUGCAACCAGUCAAAUAUGAAAUCUUCCCGCUUUCACCUUUAUCUAGGCACAGACUUAGUAUAGUUAAGAGAAAAGUAUUAGUAUUGGAUUUAGAUGAAACAUUAAUUCACUCUCAUCACGAUGGAGUAGCAAGGCCAACUGUCAGGCCUGGUACACCUCCAGAUUUUGUUCUUAAGGUGACGAUAGACAGACAUCCUGUUAGAUUUUUCGUCCAUAAAAGACCACACGUAGAUUUCUUUUUGGAUAUUGUUAGUCAGUGGUACGAGCUAGUAGUCUUUACUGCAUCCAUGGAAAUUUAUGGGGCAGCGGUUGCAGAUAAACUAGAUAACAACAGGGGCAUUUUAAGGCGCAGAUAUUAUAGACAACAUUGUACACCAGAAAUGGGUUCCUAUACCAAGGACUUAUCAGCAAUUUGUUCAGAUCUCUCUUCAGUUUUUAUUCUUGAUAACAGCCCAGGCGCUUAUAGAGCCUAUCCACACAACGCGAUACCCAUUAAAUCAUGGUUCAGCGAUGCGGGAGACACCGCUUUAUUAAGCUUACUUCCAGUCUUGGAUGCUCUUCGUUUCACGCAGGAUGUACGAUCUGUUCUUUCAAGGAAUUUACACUUACAUCAUACUUGGUAGCAUAGUUGAGAUUGAGCGAUACCCUAGAUAUUCUAGAGUUGAAACUGCUAGCAGUUUCAGUUAGCGUGUCUAGCCUAGGAUUAUUAUUGUUAUUAAUUAAUAGUAAUAUUAGGUCGCUGCCCGUAUAAUGAGAGAGAGCGAGAGAGAGAGAAAGAGAGAAAGAAAGAAAGAGUAUGUGUUUUUUUGGUCCUUGUUUUUCUAUACUCGAAUCAACAAUGGCGAGUAAAUACCGAAGGAAAUGGUAUACAGCCAAUAAUUAUGUUAGCACAAAACAUCCUAGGAUAAUCCUUUGCGUUGUACAGUCCAUAUGUGCAAAAUCAUAAAAUGAAUUUCUUUACUUUUUCUGUUAUAUAAGACCUCCUUGCCAAAGAACAAGAUACGAAAAUAAGAUACAGCCGCGCUAGCGGGCACCAGCAGGAUUUUUCGUUUUAGAUAAGGAUUAUACUUGAAGUUUUUAUUUAUAUAUUUGGAUGGCACAUCAUGUGAAGAAGAUAAAUAAUUGAAGUAAAGUACUUUUGUUAUUGUAUAUUACUAACCUAGGAUGUAUAGAAAGAGAGAGAUGUACCUAAGUCAAAUGGAUUUCGCUGUAACUCACUGUAUCAGUGAGGCAGCUAUCCUGGUUAUAUCGAAUAAAAAAAGUAUUAAUAUAAAACCAGGAAAGAGUGACAUCUGUUCUCGUCAAGACUUCCGCGAUAUGAAAUAUAUGUAUACAAUUAUGCUC